This is a messenger RNA of Kockovaella imperatae, 1626 nucleotides long. RefSeq names its product FAD dependent oxidoreductase. Gene Ontology annotation, molecular function: flavin adenine dinucleotide binding; L-pipecolate oxidase activity; sarcosine oxidase activity. The transcript is spliced from 11 exons. Lineage: Eukaryota; Fungi; Basidiomycota; Tremellomycetes; Tremellales; Cuniculitremaceae. The record is from RefSeq and is a predicted model, not a curated record. The coding region runs from base 167 to 1471 and encodes 434 amino acids.
UCAUCUCAUCUCAUCUCAUCUCAUCUCAUCUCAUCUCAUCUCAUCUCAUCUCAUCUCAUCUCAUCUCAUCUCAUCUCAUCUCAUCUCAUCUCAUACCUGCAUCGUCUUCUUGUUGCAGCUUCACGCAAAAUUCUCAGAAGGUACAGCUCAUAGCUCACUUGGCAACAUGGGAUCUGUACAGAAACAGAAGGCCGUCAUUAUAGGCUCAGGCAUCUUUGGCAUGUCCACCGCUCUGUGGAUGCUCAAAGAUGGAAGCUACGAUGUAGUCAUACUGGAAAAGUGUGAGACAGUCCCGGCUCCCGACGCAGCCAGUUCAGAUCUCAACAAGAUCAUUCGAGCCGGAGAUUACAUCGACCCGGCCACGUCCGAGCUCGCCCUAGAAGCUGUAGAGAUGUGGAAACAGCCAGAAUGGGAGGGAACAUACCACGAGUCCGGGGUCAUGUGCAUCAGUGCGAAAGAUGACAAACAGGGAGAAAAGUUUCUCCAAUUCGCCUAUAAGAACUUGCACGAUCAUAACAUUGACGCCGUCAUGUGUCCCGAUUUACAAGGCAUCAAAGCCCAAUUCAAAGGAGACGUCCCAGUCGGGACCUUUGGCGGAAAACACGCCUAUUUCAAUCCGAUUGGGGGAUGGGCAGAAGCAGAGAGGGGAGUCGAAGCGGGGCACAAGCAGAUCAGGAAACUUGGAGGCGUCAUUCGAUCGGGAUGCGAAGUGGCCAAGUUGAUCGUCGAUGGCAGGCGGAUAGGGGGCGUGGUGUUAAAGACGGGCGAGGAAGUCAGAGGAGAUUUGGUCGUGGCCGCUGCAGGAUCCUGGACAUCACAGCUGUUCACUUCGAUUGGAGUUGGACGAAUGCCAAAGGUCGAAGCCACAGGCCAUAGUCUAGCCUGCGUUCAGCUCACACCUGAAGAGGCUAAGGUGUAUGCAGGCGCACCCGUGGUCUUCUCGACUGAUAAAGGCUUUUACGUCUUUCCACCCAACCCGGACGGGCUCGUCAAAUUCGCUAUUCACGCUGCCGGUUACACGAAUCCCUUGCCCGAGUCCAACGGCGUUUCAGUUCCUCGCACAAAGCUCACCCCUGGCGCUGAGGAAGGAAUGAUCCCACUGACCGAGAUGAGACUGCUGCGUGAACAAUUGGCUACGAUCUACCCUGAGCUGGCGAAAAAAGACUUUGUACAGACCCGGAUGUGCUGGUACUGCGAAACUAAAUACGGUGACUGGCUCAUCGACUAUCAUCCCGAUUUUGACAAUCUUGUCUUUGCAACAGGCGGAAGCGGUCAUGCCUACAAGUUCGCGCCCAUCAUUGGACGAGAGAUCCUCAAAGUUAUUCAGAGAAGGCCAGAUCCACGUUUCGCUGCUCGAUGGUCUUUCGACGGGAUUGACGAGGACACCGGUGCUGAUUUCAAGCACGAUAAGGUCCAGUUGCUCGUGGUGGACGAGCUGACCACGAGAGACGACCUUAAAGCUAGCGCUUGAUAGGCAGGGUAGGGUCGGUUGAUCAUUUAGCACCUUUGUACCACUUUGUGAUCGAGAAUGAGGUCCUCUUAAGCUGGGGACUGGACCUGGCUCCGUCUCCAUCCCUGUCAUCAUUAACAUGUCUCAUUGCAUGCCAUGCAGAGGUUGUUGAUAUG